UCAUACAAUUAACAUACAACCCUCUUAUUUUCUCCACCUUCCCUUCUUCAUCCUCCCUCUUCUCACUUUGGUUCUGCAAAAUUAAUAAGCUUUUUUUUUUUGGAGAAGAGGGGGUGGUUUCAGAUUUGUGAAUGACACUAUGACACAGAAUAUAAUCAUGAAGAGGCUAGCAGUGCUUUUGCUAUUGGCAUUCAGUCAAUAUAUAUUACACACUGAAGCUCAGUUUGAUGGAGAAUGCAAGCUCAAUAAGCCUUUGAAACCCAGACCUCACAGUGUCUCAGUAUUGGACUUUGGGGCUGUGGGGGAUGGGAAAACUAUAAAUACUGUAGCUUUUCAGAAUGCUAUUUUCUAUCUCAAGUCCUUUGCUGAUAAGGGCGGCGCGCAGCUCUAUGUUCCGGCUGGCAAGUGGCUGACUAGAAGCAUCAAUCUUACUAGCCACCUGACGCUGUUCCUGGAAAAAGAUGCUGUUAUUCUAGGAUCUGAGGAUUAUGCUCAUUGGGAUGUAGUUGAAGCCUUACCAUCUUAUGGCCGAGGUAUUGAGGCACAAUAUGGAAGAUACCGCAGCUUGAUCGCUGGAAAUAAUUUAACUGAUGUUGUAAUAACAGGUAACAACGGGACUAUUGAUGGCCAGGGCUCUAUAUGGUGGGAGAUGUUCAAUUCCCAUUCCUUAAAUUAUACUCGACCACAUCUAGUCGAGUUUGUUAGCUCCAAGAAUGUUGUUAUUUCAAACUUGACCCUUUUGAAUGCUCCUGGUUGGAACAUCCGCCCAGCAUAUUGCAGUAAUGUGGUCAUUCAGAACUUAACGGUUCAUUCUCCACGAGACUCCCCAUACACUAAUGGGAUCGUCCCAGAUUCGUCUGAGCACGUCUGCAUUGAAAACAGCAACAUUACCAUUGGUUAUGAUGCUGUCGUUCUCAAAAGCGGUUGGGAUGAGUAUGGUAUAUCCUAUGGGAAACCUACCUCAAAUGUCCACAUUCGAGGGGUAAGAUUACAGUCGUUUGCAGGUGCUGCUGUGGCUUUUGGUAGUGAGAUGUCUGGUGGUAUCUCCAAUGUGCUUGUUGAGCACAUUUCCCUACAUGACUCCCUUUUCGGGAUUGAGCUGAAGACAGCAAGAGGAAGGGGUGGUUACAUCAAAGAUAUUCUCGUUAUGAAUGUGGUUAUGGGAAAUGUGCAAGUGGGAAUCAAGGCCACUGGUUACUAUGAUUCGCAUCCAGAUGAGAAAUAUGAUCCCUCUUCAUUACCUGUAGUUAGUGGGAUCACCUUUAAGGACAUUGUUGGUACAAAUAUUUCGAUAGCAGGCAAUUUCACCGGGUUAUCCGAAUCUCCCUUCACUUCUAUAUGCCUAUCAAAUAUCUCUUUGUCCAUUUCUUCCGACCCUUCUACGCCAUGGUUAUGCUCUGCUAUAUCAGGUUCUUCUGAAAAUGUGUUUCCUGAACCGUGUCCCGAGCUUCAGAGCUCGUUUUCCAGUUCUAGUUCUGCUUGCUUUGCUCUUCCAAACCCAUACACUGAAGUUGCAGUAUUAUAAUCUCCGAUUGGAACUAUUCAUUCAUUGAACCUGAACAGUGAGACACAUAUCUUGUUCAAGUUCUGGUGUACAAUCUUUCAAUAAGAUGCAAGUCAGAAUCUUCGGUACCAUGGUUUCCCAAGUCAACGUCAAAACACUGGUGAGCAAUCUCUUCGAAAAAGUAGCCUUGCAUUGCACAUCGUUCCUGUGUACAGCAUCCGUUUCUUUUAUUCAUGUGUAAGAAAAGUUUUGGUAGUUCAGUAAAUUCAGAUACGUCGUUCCUUCUUGUGUCAUUCUUCAUUUGAUUUUUUUAGUAAAUUGUUUUACAUUUGUAAAUUGGGUUUAUGGAGACUGCGGUAAGAUUGGUUAAUGCUAUAUGGUUGAAGGAGUGUUAUUGUUGAUUGUCAUUGUUGCAAUAAGAAGUUCUAGCCAUUUGAUUAAAACAUAUAAAGCUUGCUCUUU
Molecule: messenger RNA, 1966 nt
Organism: Nicotiana attenuata
Lineage: Eukaryota; Viridiplantae; Streptophyta; Magnoliopsida; Solanales; Solanaceae
Product: probable polygalacturonase
Exons: 6
Coding region: 140-1525 (461 amino acids)
Biological process (GO): carbohydrate metabolic process
Molecular function (GO): polygalacturonase activity
Source: RefSeq, a predicted model, not a curated record